Molecule: messenger RNA, 948 nt
Organism: Paramecium pentaurelia
Lineage: Eukaryota; Ciliophora; Oligohymenophorea; Peniculida; Parameciidae
Source: the annotation of a GenBank genome assembly
UAAUGUCUCUAAUUGUAUAUGGAGCCAAAAUAAUGAAGUAAAGUGUUUUAAAUUAUCUUGAGUGUCUAUUGUGGAUUUCAAUUAACUUGGAAAACAUGUGAAGCAUUCAAAAAAUAGAAUGUUCAAGAAGGAGAUGCUCUUUUAAUUAAAUGGUAUUAAAUAUUUAUUUAGAUUAGGUUUUUGCUUUAUACUUUUAUUUAAUUUGAACCUGUAUUUAUGUUGUUUUUAGAACUUAUUCCUUUUGGAUACUUUGCUCCUUUUUUUAUCAAAUUUUAUAUUAUGCUACCACAUUCAAGAUGGCAUUCAUUAAUAUAUGGAGUAUUUGAAAAAUUGGAAAUGGAUGAGUAUACAAAUAUAUUCUUCAUUUAUUUUACAAAGAUAGUAAAAUAUUUUUUAGUUAGAUUCUUAAAUGUACAUUGUCAUUAAAAUAUCAUUAUAGUUAAUUGAAACCUGUAUAGAUCUUGUUAGAGUUGAAGAAUUGACUGAAUUAGAAAAAUAGGUUGAUCGUAUAAUGGAGAAAAUCUUAAAUAAAAAGUAAUCGAUUGAAGUGACAAAAUCAAAGAUCAGAUUUAGAAACUCUGAAACAAAAGGAUUUAAGAAUAAUUAUGUUGGAAUUUCUGAAACUAAAUCUUAAAAAUUAUCUGUAUAAGCUAGUGUUAAAGAUAUGGGUCGCUUUGUUGAUUAUAUUCUAUCUUUUAAUACUUAAAAUAGUGAAUUAUAAUUCAUUUGUCCUCAAAAGAAUAUUUGUGUUCAUUUAAGUAAGAAUAAUAUUUAAUUAAGAAACCCUUAUAUCAAUUGAUAUCAAUUCAGACAAAUGUUUAAAGGUGAUUUAUUCAGAAAAUGAUGGGAAUUUGGAACUUAUGAAACUCAAAAAGUCAGAGGAUAUUGAUUUAUGGCUUAAGCCUGUUAUAGAGAUUUUGAUAGAGAAGAUUUCUUAAUUGGAGUGAA